Lytechinus variegatus (green sea urchin) is the source of this 1326-nucleotide messenger RNA. RefSeq lists its product as uncharacterized. The transcript is spliced from 2 exons. Bases 1 to 1326 code for a protein of 441 amino acids. Gene Ontology annotation, molecular function: catalytic activity. The record is from RefSeq and is a predicted model, not a curated record. NCBI's taxonomy places the organism in Eukaryota, Metazoa, Echinodermata, Echinoidea, Temnopleuroida, Toxopneustidae.
AUGCUUAACUGCCGUUCUGUGCAUAAUAAAACUACCCCAUUUCAUGAAUUUGUCCUCGAUCACCGACUCGACUUCACAUGUGUCUGCGAAACCUGGCUUACCACGUCCGAUGAUGCUGCAACUGCUGACCUCUGUCCACGAGGAUAUCUCUUCAAGCAUCACCCCAGAUCAACCAAGCGCGGUGGUGGAGUCGGGUUCCUCUACAAGGACAGUCUUCAUGUUGAUAUUGGCCCAACAGGACAAUUUGACACCUUCGAAUCCCUGUCUGGAACUUUGUCUCAUGCCGGCUCCAAGCAGGUCGACAUCAUCGUCGUCUACCGUCCUCCUGGAUUUCAGGGAUUUUCUCAGUUUCUCAUUGAUUUUUCAGCAUUUCUUGAUGAGAGACUGUGCAAUCCUUCCUCUAUCUUGAUCACGGGGGACUUGAACAUACACCUGGAUAAGACUUCGUCUCCGCACACUCUUAAGUUUCUGGAUCUCCAGCAAAGAUCAAAUCGUGUCAAUAGAGCAUAUACCUCACGCAACAUCAAAGAUAUCAAUAGAAAGUCUUUUAUAGAAGAUGUCGCGAAAAGCAAUAUUAUUUCCCCAUCCUCCGUGUCUGAGAAUAUCGACUCGGCUACCAACCGCUACAACACCAUCCUAACCUCACUUCUCGAUAUUCAUGCCCCUGCCAAGACCCGCAAAGUGAGAGAUCACCGAGAUAGCCCCUGGUACAAUAGCAAGAUAACCGUUGAGAAACGCAAGCGUCGACAGCUCGAGCGACGAUGGCGAUCUAACGGCAAGCUCUGCAUAGACAGACAGAUGUUCCAAGCGCAACGAGAGGUUGUGAAUCGUCUUGUUGAACGCGCCAAGAAAUCCUACUAUGUUGGGCUAAUCAACAUGUGUGGUAAUGAUACUAAGAAACUCUACUCCACCGCUAACCGUCUCCUCAAUCGUAAACAGGACUCUCUACUCCCAAGACACACCGAUAGUCAAGAACUGGCCCAGAGAUUCAUCCACUUCUUCCACUCGAAGAUACAUAAAAUUCAGAACAGCCUUACCCCAGAUCUUACACCUGUCGAUCCUGUCACAUCAGCUUCCUUCGAUACGAUCCGGCCAACGACUCCUGACGAGAUAAAGUCACUACUUCGCAGACUACCAGCCAAAUCUAGCCAUCUAGAUCCCAUCAAUACUGUUCUCAUCAAGGAAUGCAGCUCUACAUUUGCUAGUAUUAUUACCUAUAUUGUUAAUCUAAGUAUUGAUCAGGCAUGUGUACCUUCUGUCCUUAAAACGGCUCACAUCCUUCCUAUCCUGAAGAAACCCAAUCUUGACCCCCCAAUCCCUGAGUAA